AUGUCAUCACCCAGCCUCCGUACCGGAACACGCUCGCUCCGACUUCGCAGCAUCCGAAAGAACCCGCCGCGAACAAGCACAAGCACAAAUACAAGCAUAAUCUCAGUGCCACGCGUUUCAAUCGCCAAUCAAUCUAGAAACUUGACCGGGAAUGCCUCAGCAGGGACAAAAACUCAGGCUCAGGCUCGUACCGUUGCCGUGCCUUUGCUAAAUCUCCGCGCUCGCAUGACAACACCCCCAACCUCAGCCUGGACCUCAGCCUCAGCAUCCCAACUCAGAAAAUACGCCACAAGCACAAGCACACCAACACCAACAGCAGACAAUCUAAUCGAAGAACUCCAAGACCUGUACGAAAUCGCCAAAGACGAGUUCGAAAUUGCAACCGAUUCCACAGACGGCUCAACAAUCUACGCCGCCUCAGAUCGGGAGUCUGCCCGCGACGCGCUGAAUCAACUCGUUACCGUUUAUGAACUUUAUACCGGGGCCAAGGUUGCCAAGACACACGCUGAUGGGGACGGUGGUGCUGCUGCCGAGGGUGAGGCCGGUGUUGUCGAGACGAAUUUUGAUCCGGCGGGGCUUAGUGAGGAGGUUAGGGGGGAGGUUAGGAGGAGGGUUGGGCAGAGGGUUAGGGAGUUGAAGAAUGCCGUUGAGAUUCUUGAGGAGAGGGCUCAUGAUGAGUAG
Molecule: messenger RNA, 681 nt
Organism: Penicillium cosmopolitanum
Lineage: Eukaryota; Fungi; Ascomycota; Eurotiomycetes; Eurotiales; Aspergillaceae
Exons: 1
Coding region: 1-681 (226 amino acids)
Source: RefSeq, a predicted model, not a curated record